Messenger RNA from Cajanus cajan (pigeon pea), 889 nucleotides. NCBI's taxonomy places the organism in Eukaryota, Viridiplantae, Streptophyta, Magnoliopsida, Fabales, Fabaceae. The record is from RefSeq and is a predicted model, not a curated record.
UGAGACUCUGAAGAGUAGUAGCGAAGCAAGCAUAGAGUCUUGUGUAGUAGGACUGUAAUUUUGUGUUUGUGCUGUGUUUGCUGCUUCCUUUACACUCACACUUGUAUUUCUAAACAGGGGAAGUUAGUGUUAGAAAAAAGAAUUUGGAGGCAGACUCAAACACGUUACAAAAUCUGUGUGUGUGUGUGUAAGUUAAUAUAACUAACUAUCCACCUUACAACUAACAAAUGGACACACGAAGUGAGAUAAUGCAUUCAAAGUUCAAGAGGAUUUGUGUCUUCUGUGGUAGUAGCCCCGGCAAGAAAACUAGUUAUCAAGAUGCUGCCAUUCAACUUGGCAACGAAUUGGUCUCAAGGAACAUCGAUCUGGUGUAUGGAGGGGGAAGCAUUGGUCUAAUGGGAUUGGUUUCACAAGCUGUUCAUGAUGGUGGUCGCCAUGUCAUUGGAGUUAUUCCCAAGACGCUCAUGCCUCGAGAGCUAACUGGUGAAACAGUGGGAGAAGUAAAAGCUGUUGCUGAUAUGCACCAAAGGAAGGCAGAGAUGGCGAAGCAUUCAGAUGCUUUUAUUGCCUUACCAGGUUGAAUACCAUUUUCUCCCUCAACUUUGGUUUGAACAGUGACGUGAUUCAACCAAACUUCCUUUCUUUGAUAAAGAGGUGAAGUGAAGCAAGAGAACUUUCACGAGAUAACGUUUCCAACUAGCACCUGCACCUGACACGGAAUAAUGCUUGACCCUUUUCAAAGACUUUUUUUAACUGGUCGUUGUAAUCAUCUUCUGUGAAUAAUUGAAUGCUGAAAAUUGGUGACAUAGAUAGAGAGAGAGAGAGAGAGUGGGGAUGCACGCAAAGACAAAGUUGUCAUUCACUCUAUCUUGGGAUCCCUCGUACGAAA